Molecule: messenger RNA, 3494 nt
Organism: Hemicordylus capensis (graceful crag lizard)
Lineage: Eukaryota; Metazoa; Chordata; Lepidosauria; Squamata; Cordylidae
Gene: CXXC5
Product: CXXC finger protein 5
Exons: 8
Coding region: 1444-2490 (348 amino acids)
Cellular component (GO): nucleus
Molecular function (GO): methyl-CpG binding; zinc ion binding
Source: RefSeq, a predicted model, not a curated record
GUUUUUAAAGGGGAAGGACCGUCACAGGCAGCGUUGUUAUUGGAAUUCAGGGCUGGGGGAGUCGCGGAGGCAAAGCGCCCCAAAGGAAGGAGACAAAUAGUGAACUGCAAAAAGGAGAGUUGGUAAGAAGAUGCAACGAUUAGGGUGGGGGUAGCGGCGUUGCAAUAGCGACUGAUCGCCUCCUCCAUCAGCCUCCUGACCAAAGAGAGAGAGAUCGCCUUUGAUGACCAACGGGCCGGCUCAAGCGACUCCUGAGCAAUUAGUUUCCGCUUCUGGGGAAACAGGGAAGCCUACGAUGGGAGCGCCAACGACGACGAGGGCAAAGAGAGAGCGAGAGCUGCAAAAAAAGAGGAGGAGGAGGAGAGGAGGAGGAGGAAGUGGGCAGCUAAGAGGGUGCCUGCGCCUAAAGUCCGGUCCGGGUUUUGCCUGCAGCCCCGGGCAGCAGCAGCAAGAGCAAGCAGCAGCCCUUUGCAAUGUGGUCCGCCUGUCUCGGUACUGGCAGAGCGAGGAUGUAGAGGUGGGUUUGCCGAGGAGCUGCUGCGAGCGAGGGAGGGCGCGAGGAAGAGCUGCCUUCAGCUUGACGAACUUAUCUGCAAUUCCGACUUUGCCAGCCGAGAACUCUCCCUUUCAUGCCCGCGAGCCUCCGAUUUGAGCUUUGCAGCCACCCGUGAUGUGUUCGGCGGGGAGGCGGCUGCCCCUGGGGUCCCAUUCUUCGCGGGGAUACCUUUGGGGCAGGUGUUAAGAUCAUCAGCAGCUUCACCAUUACGGUGCACGCUCCGGAUUUGGAUCUUUAAUCCGGCUGGCGACAGCGCGCGCGUAACACGCACACACGGACUGCCCGGAGUGGUGGUGGUGGCGGCGGCGGCGGCUGCAGCUCCCAUCCCUCCCCCUUCCUCGCUACUGCUGCUCCUGUUUUUGCUCCGGAUCGCUCUGCCUCUGCUCUACUUUUCACAGCAAAGAGCUGCGGACAAAGCUUGGACAGACGACCUGCAUAAAAGGACCUUCAAUUAAGAAAGAAUAUUCAUCAAAAGUUUGGACUUGCAAAGUACAGCCACCUACUAUUCCAAGUUACCCAGUUUAGCAGCUGAUGCCAAGAAAAGAGGCUUGCUUGAGGCUACUGGUAGGAUUUGCACCCUAAACCUCAAGUUUGGAAGGAUCCAGUGAUUUGUUGAUGGCAUUCACAUGGAUUGAUAUUUAGCCUGUGGAGAUCUGCUGUGGUCAGUAGAAGGAAAGACCAGCCACCUUGCUCCUGCUACUUUUCUGUUCAAGCUCAUAUCAAGAGCCAUUAUAUAUGAAACCUGCAGGAUAUGUUGUUAUGGCCCUGAAAUUGCACUGAAGACGGACCUUGCCUCUUCCAUUUUUCGUGAUUGGUGUUAUUAUUGUUGUUGUGGUUGGUUGUUCCCCACAGUGAGUGGGAUUGUUGCUUUAUCUGGUCUCUUCUUUAUGAAAAAGAUGUCUGAUCCUGGCUCCCAUCAAGACACUGGCAUCAAGCCAGGUGUAUUGGAAAAAAGCAGCAACCCAGAUGACUCUCAGCCUUCGGUCAAUUCAGAAAGGAGGAACAAAAGUGGGAUAAUAAGUGAACCUUUGAAUAAAAGUCUUAAGAAGUCGCGACCGCUCUCCCACUACUCCACUUUUGGUAGCACCAGCUCAUUAAGUGAACAUUCAGAGAAAGGUGCCCCUGUAGCCAAUGGCAAUGAAGCAACUAUGGAUAAAAGCAAUUCUACCUCAAAGCACAAAAACAUCGCUGACAUGCUGAGCAAAUCGGAUAUUUCUGCAGAAGGACAGAACAUCUUGCAACAGUUUGCUCAGUCUACAGAGCUGUUGAAAAGAGUGGUCCAGGAGCACAUUCCCUUGCCUAAUGACCAUGGGACGGGUAUCUCAGACAUGGAAGCUGUCUCAGCUGCGGAGACAAUGAACAGCCCAUCUGAUUUUCCUUACUUGGGGGCUUUUCCUAUCAACCCUGGCCUUUUCAUUAUGACCCCUGCUGGCGUUUUUCUGGCAGAGAGUGCGCUCCAUAUGGCUGGCUUAGCAGAGUACCCAAUGCAGAAUGAAUUGGCAUCUGCCAUCAAUUCAGGGAAAAAGAAACGGAAACGAUGUGGCAUGUGCCCUCCUUGCAGAAGACGGAUAAACUGCGAGCAGUGCAGCAGUUGUAGGAACCGUAAAACUGGGCACCAGAUUUGCAAAUUCCGAAAAUGUGAGGAACUUAAAAAGAAGCCUUCUGCUGCACUGGAGAACAGUAGCAGAAAGGCAUGUAGCAGAGAGGCAUUCAGGGAGCAGGAUGGAAAGCAUGUUUCACGGCAAAGUUACUGUUUCAGCUCAGACGGUGUGAUCCAGAUUCCAGGGAAAAGAUUCAAAAGUGGACAGGGGAGGAACUGUGGCACAGUGGGAAGCACUGAAGGUGUGAUGGAAGGCAUAUUAUCAAGGAAAAAUGCCACAACAUGGUUCUCGCCAACAAUACACCAUGAAAGAAUAUGUGGAUAUUAUUCCUAGGAAGGACAAGUGAUCUGCACACCAGAUAUUGCAUCCUACCCAGAAAGUGAUGCUUCCGACAGGUGCUGCAUUCCGAUGGUUUCAAUAGGAACAAGAAUCCCAAAGCUCUGUCAUCCAGUGCCAUGUCGCUGCUUGCUUGUGUUGUCUCAGGCAAGGAAUUUUUUUGGCGGAAAUGAAUGGAUGCGCCUGUGUCUCCUUUAGAACCAAAAAUAUUUUCUCGCAGAUUUCAUUCCUGUUUUUAUAAUUUUUUGGGCAUCUUUUUUUUUUGUUUAACAUCUUCAAGUACUAGUAAACAAACAUUAACUGCUUUUCAAAUAAUUUUUAAAAAAGAAUCCAUAAAGUACCAAGACGUAAUAGAGUAUGGACAAUCAAUCAAUUUAUUUUCCUGUGUUUUGGUGUUGAUGUUGUUUAUGUGUGGAAGAUGCAGUUCUUGUGUAGAGAAUGUAAAUUUACAGUAAUCUUUUAAAUCUAGUUACUAAUAAGCACUACUGUAAUUAGCACAGCUGUUUACUCAUUCAUAUUUUUAUUUGAUUAAUUUCAUCAUUAAAGAAAAAUAGUGUGGAUAGUUUCUAGAAUGCCUCAACUUCAUGUUUAUAAAUGAGAAUAUGUUUAAAAUAAAGUAGUUUCCCUUUCCCUAUCCAUGCACAUGAUAACCUUUAAUCAGCAAGAUGUUUGGUAUGAAAAAGUGAAAGUGUUCUACAAAAUGGGCAAAUUUUUGAAGCAAAACAAAAUCAUUAUUGAGUUUAGAGCAAGAAAAGGUGUGCACUAAAAUAAACCCAGAACUAAUUGCAACAGUUCUUUUUUUAGAAACCAUUUGAAAAAAUGUUGCUGGAAUCCAGAUAUAAGCUAUUGCAGGACCUCUGCUGAAUACAUUUACGACGAGUCUUUUUCUUCUGUUCCAAGCCCUCCUCUCCUGCUUUCUCUCCACCACUAACCGAAAGGCUGUUUGUAAUGUUCUAGCAAUUCAGGCUGUUUUGUGAAUAAAAAUGAAAGCAUGUUUUGUG